GUUUAUACCCCAAUAAUUUGAGACAUUUUGAUUGGUAUUUCCGAAACUUUUGGGAUGUGUGGUUAUAGAGUGAGAGAAAAGAGUUAUGUCAUCAAGCAUUUUGAAUCGAGUAUAAAGAGGGGAGAGAUGGUAAGUAGGGGUUCUCAUACCAAACCUCAAAACCAUUGACCAAUGGAUGUUGAGAAAGUUUUCCACAUGAAUGGUGGACUUGGUGAUAAUAGCUAUGCACAAAAUUCAUCUCUUCAGAAAAAGGCUUCAGAUAUGGUAAAGCAUAUAACCCUCAAAACCUUAGAAGAAACCUACAUCUCCACCACACCAAAAAGCCUCGGCAUAGCCGAUCUCGGCUGUUCUUCCGGCCAAAACACACUAUCAACCAUACAAGAUAUGGUGGAAGCCAUCGACAAAGCCACCGGUAAACUGCCCAACACCCCACCACCGGAGUUCCGCAUCCACCUCAACGAUCUUCCAACCAACGACUUCAACGCCACAUUCAAAAUACUCCCUGAUUUCCACCAAGCAUUAAACCACCAAAGGCGUCACCGGAGCUCCAACCACGAUUCAAGCGUAUACAUCGCCGGUUAUCCGGGUACUUUCUACGGGAGACUGUUUCCCGACAAGUGUUUGCACUUCAUUUACUCUUCUUACAGUUUGCACUGGCUCUCCAAGGUUCCUCCGGGAUUGUAUGACAAUAAUGGAAAGUCGAUUAACAAAGGAGGUCGUAUGGUGUUGAUUCUAUUAGGAAGGAGAGAUCGAAGCCAUGUUGAUAGGGGAAACUCAUUUCUUUGGGAACUUCUUUCACGAUCAUUCGCCAACUUAGUUUCUCGGGGAGAAGUUAAGCAAGAAAAACUUGAUGGGUAUGAUUCACACUUCUAUGCACCAUCAAGGGAUGAAUUAGAGGAGGAAGUAAGGAAAGAUGGAUGUUUUAAAAUGGAACUUUUUGAAAUGUUUGAAAUCGAACGAAACUCAGGAGCUUAUAUGAGCCAUGGAACUGCAGUGGCCAGGACUGUUAGGGCGAUUCAAGAAUCGAUGAUUUCCCAUCAUUUUGGAGAAGAGAUUCUUGACUAUUUGUUUGAGAAUUAUGGGAAAUUGAUUGAUGAAGAAAUGGGUAUAGAAGAUAUUAAGCCCAUAAGUUUCAUUACUGUUCUUAGAAAAUUAUGAUUUGGAUAUAUAAACGUACGUCAUGCCGUAUAGGUAUUGUUGUGUAAAUACAUCCAUGAAUUUUCCUUAUUUUCUUUUUAAAACUUAUAUGUAUGUAAGGAGUUAUGUCUAAUAAGGGUAUUAAUUAUAAGGGUCGUAUAUGUAAUAUUUAUAAUAUAUGCACUCACAUUAUAAAAUUAAAGAAAUGAUUUGUGUAUACGAGUGACGCGUAACGUUUUAAUUGCCAUAAAUAUAAUGC
Molecule: messenger RNA, 1396 nt
Organism: Lactuca saligna
Lineage: Eukaryota; Viridiplantae; Streptophyta; Magnoliopsida; Asterales; Asteraceae
Source: the annotation of a GenBank genome assembly